This is a messenger RNA of Prunus armeniaca (apricot), 2709 nucleotides long. Lineage: Eukaryota; Viridiplantae; Streptophyta; Magnoliopsida; Rosales; Rosaceae. The record is from the annotation of a GenBank genome assembly.
AUGGCGGGAAUGAUUAUGACAAAUGCUCAACUGGGCGUCUCCAAUUUUCAAAGAAAUGAUAUUUUCGCUGCGAAUUGUAGCUCAAAGCCAGGUCCUUUAUCUGGGUUUUCGCUUUUUCGGAGAUCCAUCUUCUGUGUUGGCUUAUAUGAGAAGAAUGUGAAGAAGAAUCGGGGUUUUGGUAUUAAAAUUCCGAAUCGAAGAACAGUUAUUAGUGCUGUGUCGAAGGAAGGGUCUGAUAACAGGUCGGUUGGUGGUGAAAUUCUAGAGAAAGAGUUUGAAUUUAAGCCAUCAUUUGAUCAGUACUUGAAGGUUAUGGGGACCGUUAGACUUAGAAGUGAUAGAGAUAAGCAGGACAGCUCAAAAGAGCAGAAUCCAAAGCAUAAUUUGAGGAGUAGAGGUGUUUCCAGGAGUCUGGUGUCUGAGGGUAAUGAAGAGCAUGUAAAAUUGGGGGAGUCUGAAGGGAAUUCUAAUCAAGAGAAGGCGUCAAAAGCUGCAAAGCAAAAUGAGGCACUUGGAAAUAGAAACGGAAUUAUGGGAAAAAGCAAAAGGCAAGGAGUUAAAGGAUUUAAGGAUGAAUAUGAUAGCAGACAGAGCAACAGGGAUGAAAAGGAAAAGAAGAAGAUAAGGGGAGAGGCAAGAGAUGGAAGGUCAAAAUAUUCGGGUAGGCUAGAAGCAGAGUUGAACUUCAGAGGUAAAAGUACAAUGGCACGAAAUGUGAAAGAUGACCUAAGAGUUUACAAGUCAACAGAUAAAUCCUUCGAGAGAGGGAAAGUUGGUGUUAAAAUUCAAGGUGGACUUGAGAGGAACCACAUCAAUGCUGAGAAAGCCACUGAUAGAGGUUUUUCUCGUAGAAGUGAGAAGUUAACUAAGAGUGGUAGGGAUUUCCCCAAAAAAAAUUAUGACAAUAGCAUGGAGGUGGAAAGAGCUGCAUUUAAGAAUUUUGAUGAAUUUGGUGAUAUUAUGGACAAGCCACGGGUUUCACAAAUGGAAAUGGAGGAGAGGAUCCAGAAGCUAGCAAAAUGGCUGAAUGGUGCAGACAUUGACAUGCCUGAGUGGAUGUUUUCAAAGAUGAUGCGAAGUGCACAAAUCAGAUUCACAGAUCAUUCAAUAUUGAGAGUUAUCCAGCUGUUGGGAAAACUAGGAAACUGGAGACGGGUGUUACAAGUCAUUGAGUGGCUUCAAAUGCGUGAGCGUUUCAAAUCCCACAAGCUCAGAUACAUAUACACAACUGCACUUGAUGUACUUGGAAAGGCAAGGAAACCUGUGGAGGCACUUAAUGUAUUUCAUGCAAUGCUGCAAGAAAUGUCCUCAUAUCCUGACUUGGUAGCUUAUCAUUCUAUUGCUGUAACUCUUGGACAAGCGGGACAUAUGAGGGAACUUUUUGAUGUGAUUGAUACUAUGCGAUCUCCUCCCAAGAAGAAGUUCAAAACAGGGGCACUUGGGAAGUGGGACCCUCGGUUGGAACCAGAUAUUGUUGUCUUCCAUGCGGUAUUAAAUGCAUGUGUCCAGCGCAAACAAUGGGAAGGAGCAUUUUGGGUUUUGCAGCAGUUACAGCAACAAGGCCUACAGCCUGCGACUACAACAUAUGGACUUGUCAUGGAGGUGAUGUUAGCAUGUGGCAAGUACAACUUGGUCCACGAUUUUUUCAAGAAAGUGCAGAAAUCUUCUAUACCAAAUGCUUUAACUUACAGAGUUAUUGUGAACACUCUUUGGAGAGAAGAUAAAGUAGAUGAAGCUGUAUUGGUUGUUCAGAACAUGGAAAGACGAGGAAUAGUAGGUUCUGCAGCUCUUUAUUAUGACUUUGCUCGAUGUCUUUGUAGUGCUGGACGGUGCCAAGAAGCACUGAUGCAGAUUGAGAAGAUAUGUAAGGUUGCAAAUAAGCCUCUAGUAGUGACUUACACUGGUUUAAUUCAAGCUUGUUUGGACGCUGGAAGCAUUAAAAAUGGGGCAUAUGUUUUCAAACAAAUGGAGAACUUUUGCUCCCCAAAUCUUGUUACUUGCAACACAAUGCUGAAAGGUUAUUUGGACCAUGGGAUGUUUGAAGAAGCAAAAGAGCUGUUCCUGAAGAUGUUAGAUAAUGGGAAUAAUAUCAGCAGCAAAUCUGACUAUAAGGUUCGGGUGAUACCAGAUAGCUACACGUUCAACACUUUGUUAGACGCCUGCAUCAUAGAAAAGAGGUGGGACGAUUUCGAGUUCGUUUACAAAAUGAUGCUACACCAUGGGUAUCACUUCAAUGCUAAACGCCAUCUUCGGAUGAUAUUGGAUGCUAGCGAAGCUGGAAAGGGUGAGCUACUGGACAUAACUUGGACGCACUUGACGGAGGCAGGCCGGAGUCCACCUCCUCCUCUCGUCAAGGAAAGGUUUUGCACAAAGCUAGAGAAAGAUGACUAUGCUGCUGCUCUCUCCUGUAUUACGAAUCCAAAUCUUGGUGAGCUGCAGACAUUCUUCUCGAAGAAUGCAUGGUUGAAGUUGUUCAAGGAAAAUGCAGAAAGGUUUCAGAAAGACACUUUUGUACGGUUAGUUCAUGAGGGUAGCAUUCUUAUCAACAGAACUGAUAGGUCGAACCCUGUUUUUCAAAAUCUUAUGGCAGCUUGUGGAAAACUUGAUAGAACCUGUUUAGUGGGAGCUGAUUUUAAACCAAGUGAAACUGUAUGUACAACUCAUACAGAACCAGCUAUGAAUUCUUUGAUGAAUAGUAUUCAUAUUUAA